GAUCAUGGCAGCAUCGCAUCCGCACCUCCAGGGUGCCAGUGAUUUGCAACGGAUGGCUGUGCCGCCUAUGGAAGGGAAUGAUGAGGACGAUGACGAAAGCUUUCCAAUGUUUCCGUUCCCUGACAAGGCCUGCAUUCCCGAUACUGCAUGGAAUGCAGGGCCUCGACGGGAGAGUGCGUUCAUCUCUGCUGUCUAUCAUAUUUCCAGGGCUGCAAGAGAGUUCAAGCUGGCAAUGUGGGCCGUUCGAACAGAUAGCGGCAAAAAACUUCGCACCUCUAUUCCUUUGGGGCCAGGCGAUAGCCGUUUUCGAGGACUAGAUCCAACCACUGCGGAUCAACUGGAGCGUUUUUCGCUAAGCCCGGAUGAGGAUAGUAUUUUUGCGCUCUGUCGAACGCGCUAUCCACCUGACGGCCGAGCACUACAGAGAAACAUCACAGGGCUGGUUUGCAAAGUGCCAACCAGAGACAAAUCAGAUAAUAAUGGCGAGGUCAUUAUUGCUCAGCGCUACCUUCAAACCUGGGCUUUCUUGACGCGCCUUGCUGCAAAUUUGCGCCCGUGUUUAGCGUCUCUUCGCGCUCAAUACGCUGGUCAAGAAGGUCAUGUCCUCGGACCGCCACCUACGCCUGGACCUGAGGGGCAGUCAGAUAAUGAAGCAUCUGAGCUUCUGUACUAUGCCGAGAUGAUGAUCACCACUACAUAUGCGCAUUUGCGGCAAAGGCGCCAUCUUCCUUCGGUGUCCUCGAUUAUGCCACGAAAAGGCGCCACACAAAACCGCGUGCUGACCAUGAUCUACCGAACUCUUGCGGCACUGCUUGAUUGGUUUGACGAAGAUAAUCCAGUUAUUUGUGAACCAGAGGAGAAUGGCACAUCGGGCCAUCGGCCGGCUCUCAUUUGGACAAAGCUCGCCGACGAUAUCAAGUCAUGGGAACAAAUGCGACGCAUGCGAACAGCCGUUGACUUCGGCGUGACUGUUCGUGAGCUAAAGGCGUACCGGGCCUGCGUCGCUCAAGGACUGGUUGCGGCAAAGCCUAUCUCUGCUUCAGCCCUCGCCUUCUUCGAGCGAGAGGAUCUCUCCGAUGAAGAAGACGAGGUCACUGUCCCCAUGAAUGCCUCUCCUUUACAACCUGGUGCUCGAGAGCGCCGUCGUUCUCGUGCGAAGCGACGCUCGAGUAUGUCAUCGAGGGCAAAAAGCUGCUUUCUAUAUUCGCCGCGCCUAUUUUCUUAUGAUGAUUGUUCCUCAGGUUUUUUUGAGGACUCUGAAGACCAAGAUGAUGAUGAUUCCUUUCGGAAAGCUAUCUUGGCAUCGAUUGAGAGUGUGCGCCGAGUGGAGGAAGCAGAUCGUCGCAAGGCAGAUGAAGAGCGCCGUCGAGAAGCUGCUAUGACGCUUCGAGAACAGGAUCUUCGUCGCCAAGCCGAGGAUCUAAAGCGUCAGGCGGAGGCCCAAAAACGCAGUGCCGAGUUGCGUGAGUUAUUUGAUGCUAUGAAAAAGAUGCAACAGACCACGCAAAAGGCCUUUCAGCAGACCAUGCAACAGACCGUGCAACAGACGAUGCAACAGACCAUGCAACAGGCCUUUCAGCAGGCCAUGCAGCAGCAGCAGAUCAUGCAGCAGACCUUUCAGCAGACCAUGCAGCAGACCAUGCAGCAGUUGCAAAUGACCAUACAGCAGGCUGUGCUUCUCAGGAACAAAUGAGUAGUAUCGAUGCGAGAGCGUACAGAUGUACACAAAGAUAUCAUCCAAAAAGAAGUGAGUUGCAGGACAUGCCGUGUCGAUCAAAGAAUUGAUUGAAUUUCAUCUC
Messenger RNA from Monosiga brevicollis MX1, 1799 nucleotides. RefSeq lists its product as uncharacterized. The transcript is spliced from 5 exons. The coding region runs from base 5 to 1693 and encodes 562 amino acids. The record is from RefSeq and is a predicted model, not a curated record. Lineage: Eukaryota; Choanoflagellata; Craspedida; Salpingoecidae.